AUGGUAGGCAACCCUCCUCCUUGGAUUCUUCUUGUAUUUCUUUCUGUUUCAAUCAAUUUCAAUCUUGGCUACUACGAUGAGAACCUUGGCCAGGGCUUCACUUUGUUGGUCAGACGCUCAAAGGGUAUUAUAUGGUUGCCAUUGCAGAGCCUGCGUGGAGGGGGGAAGAAGAAAUUGAACAAAAAGUAUCGGGUGACCCAUCUGAACUGGAUCACCAAGUUGUCAAACAAGAGUAUCGUCUUCAAGAAUCGCACUCUGACCUUCGAGGGAGACGGCUGGGAACUGAUUGACCCGGUCGAGAAAGACAAGAAGGACCUGAUCACUCCAGCCCAAAGCUUGCGAAUGAAGCGAAUGGAAGCCGCGAAGAAGAUGCUGAAGGAUGAAGUUGAUGUCAUGGGCAAUAUCAUGGAUGAUUCGGCUAGUGGGGAUCAGAUGAUCAUCGAUUACAACGAUAUGCUGCAGGCUGCGAAAGAAGUCGAGGGGGAGAUCGAAGAAGACAACCUUGACGACUUGAAGGAUGAGGACUGGAAGUUCCCAAAACAGAAUGAAAAAAUGCCAAAAGCUGUUUUCAAGUCUCGUGAGGGUGCUACAGCUCCUGAUACCGCGUUGUCGGAUCAUACCGUUUUCCCUGACGGCAAUUCGACGAUCCAUGAAGUGUUCUGCCGCCUCAAGCCACAAAAGCUGUUUGUCAAGGCCGGAAGAUACGCAUGGGACAGAGUGAGACCGUCCAACAGAGAACUGAAUCAAGAUAUAGAGUCUCGUAGAGUGAAGGCCCUCUUGGACUGGGAUUAUGAGCCCAUAGAUGAGGAGAUGAAGGACAAAUUUCUCUUCGUGCCACCGAUUGCAACGUAUGUGGAGUUUGACAAAGUCAAGAAGACGGAGAUCGCGGAUCCUCUGUCAGGAAGGGGCGUCGAAAUAAACCCUGGAGUCAAAGAGAUUGACAUGUCGAGGUUCUUGUACGUCAACAAUCGGUUGUUGCUCAAAGGAGCAUCGAACGUGAACGCUUCCAAGUUUCCAGUAAGGCCUUGCAACCCGAACUCUAAGAUGUGCGGACAGUGGAUCUUAGGCCUGAGAUCGAGGGGAUCCUUCGAAGACAUGCUUGUCACCUACUACCACGGGUUUCGCGAUGGAGCAGAUCAAUGCAUCCGCAUCCUUGGCGGGCCGUGGAAGUUUUCAGUCUGCGCGAUUCGAUGCGGAGGAGGUCGCUGUGUGGUCUGUGAAGUCAGCUCCAGAGUUACCUUGAACCGCAAGGUGGCAGCAGACUACAAAUGCCUCCUCACCGCAAGGUACAAGACAGCGCAGAUCCCCAAGAUCCAUUGCGCCGAGGGAGUUGUGCUGAUCCAGAAUUCUUCUGCCAACAUGAACAAGUACGCUGCUGCCUUUGCUGCGUAUCCCAAGUCCCCGUACUGCUUUGAAAACAUGCGAGAGGAGCUGGAGAAUCAGAAGAAGUUGCAACCGGAGGACGAGGAAGAGAACGAGGAGGAAUCGUUCGAUGAGGAUGUAGAGAGUGUGAUGUGGGGCGUCGACAAGGUGGGGAAGGAUGAGGAGGAGCAGGAUAAGAUGACGAUGAAGCAGGAGCCGGACACGCGGGCGAUAGGAACGACUAUGAUCCUCAAGGGGAAUGUUGUCUACGGGGAGCCGUGGGCCAACGAGACGCGACCCGAGCGACUACGGGAAGGACUCAACCGCUACCUUCCUUCCAAGAUGGAAAUGCGAGCUUACGAGUGA
Molecule: messenger RNA, 1728 nt
Organism: Guillardia theta CCMP2712
Lineage: Eukaryota; Cryptophyceae; Pyrenomonadales; Geminigeraceae
Exons: 11
Coding region: 1-1728 (575 amino acids)
Source: RefSeq, a predicted model, not a curated record